Messenger RNA from Hymenoscyphus albidus, 1849 nucleotides. The record is from the annotation of a GenBank genome assembly. Lineage: Eukaryota; Fungi; Ascomycota; Leotiomycetes; Helotiales; Helotiaceae.
AGCGAGCAGCGUCUAUAUUAUCACAACGCUCUCCCUUUAUCAUUAAAUCAUGCCUCAAUCAUAUCCCUCCAUCCAUUCGUUCUACAAACGGGAAGUCCCCGCCGAAAAGACGCGCCCAAACACGACUGAACCAGAGAUCUCAAGUCGCUGCGAUGACGGCUUCAACGAAGAAGAACUACUCCAAGCAAAGGACCCAAUGAGUCGCAAAUGGUCCCCAUCGCGCGAGUAUGAGGAAUCGACAAUCCACAAGCUAGUCCCCGGGCCCAACUUCGUCACUUUCCAGGGCCGAGUUGUCAAUUUCAGCACCAUCAAAGGUUCAUCCAGCGUCGAGAAAAAGGCAGCGGGUUGGCAUAACCUGCUACUCAAGGAUAACACCGCCGCCAUCCACGUACGGUAUUCUUCUUCCUGUACAUAUUCUGGCGCUGACGUGGAGAUUCUAUAGAUCAAGCUCUACUUUGCGCCAAAUGCUUACCCUAUCAAACUGGGACAAUUGGUAUCUGUUUGGACAGGCUUUAUCUCCAAUCCCUCCAAACAUGGGCUCUCUAAUAUCCCAGGAAUAACCGUAUAUGGUAACCUCUUUCCCGGUCGCGUAACGUCCGAUCUUUUUAUGAUCCAUACCAGUGACAGCGCUUCAACCAUCUGUCGCAUUCCCCUCGAGUACCGCAAAUCCCAACCUCUCUCUGGUCUCAUGUCGCUAUCCAGCUACUUAGCCGGCGGUCACGAUGGCGUCAACGGAGUCAAAAUCCUCGUCUGCGUCAAGAGCAUUGGACCUCUCAAGAAAAUCCCCAACAAAACGGGUGGAUCCUCGGAUUUGAUUGAAGUGCUUUUAUUUGACCACACGGGCGAAGUCCGUUUCACGGCUUGGAACGAGAUUGGUGAUAAUGUUAAAGAUUGGCAACCCGGAGUGACGAUUUUGCUGAUUUCCAACCCCGGAUAUCGCGUUGGACAUAAUGGGAAGGGGACUGUGGGUAUGGUUCGACCAACGAUGGUAGAUGUUGACCCGCAAUUUCCUGAUGCGGAGUGGUUGAGAAAGUAUGCGAUGGGAUUGACGAAGCGUGAGAGCUUGAGCUUGGCAUUUCCGGAAGGCGUCUGGGAUGUAGAGGCUGCGGAAUAUGGGGUUGAGAGAAUUUUCUUCACGUUAGCUGAGUUAGAGAGGUGGUGAGUAUCUCACUGCUUCUGGCUCAUCGUAGUCUUUGGAGAUUCUAAUGUUUUCCAAGGGUGAGAUCUGAUGGAAAUGCAGUGUUUACUGGGUUCAUCAAUGUCAUAAUUCUGGAGAUGAAUCUCUACACCCUACAUCGACGUAACAUGCUCAUGUGUGGAGAAUGGUACAUUCAACUAUAUUCCCAUUAUUCGUUUCUCUUCUUCACUGACACCUUCUAUUUAGCUGUGGAGUGCCAAGCUUCUCUAACACCUCACCCACACCCUGUACCCAUUGCAAGCAAGCUGUUUCACUUCACCUCAACCCCAAAAUACUCGGCACUCUACUCGACGAAACAGGUUGUAUCGCAUCUGGAAAGCUACUCUGGAGCGACCGAGCCUGGGAGUUGUUGUUUGGCAGAAGUGUGGAAAAGGUUUCAAAGAUGUCGAUGCAGGAAUGCAGAUUACUUGAAAUGAGGUGUCUGGGCAUGAGAAUUCAUCUUGUGGUUGGAUGGAAGGGUGAGGGUGAAGAGGGAAGAUUAGGAGUUUUGAGUGUCAUGACUUAAACAUCGGAUGACGGUAACGAUAAGGAGAGUAUUGCUGGUUUACGGGAAUAGAUGGCUGAGUGGCUACUUACUUGUUGGUUUUGCUUCAAACUAUAGAAAAGGUUCAUGUAUACCUGAGAUGGAGAAGAUGCUUGGUUGAUUGAUAU